AUGUGGUGGCCUCAACUGGACCGGCCCAACGACAUGGUCAGUGAUCAUUUCUCUGCUCCCGAGUUGGUCUUGACGGGAUUCUACUUAGUGUCUCUGGAGCCACCUGCGUCUAUUCCGUACGUCGACCAUUACAUAGAAAGGAGAGGAAUACUGCAACCUCUUCUACCAAAACGACGUCGACCAAGACUUCUAGCACGAAGACUUCUAGCACGUCAACCAAGACAUCUUCGACCAAGACCACAACUACCAAGACUUCUACCACCAAAACUUCCACCACCUCGACUGGCCCUUCUCCCACCGGCAUCACCACGACACUGCCAGCAUCUUCUCGUCAUCAGCAGCUCUUUCGAUGGCAAGAUGGUCAAGUAUGACCGCAAGGGUAGCAGCGGUUCUUGCGCUGAGCAAGAGGAGGAGGGUGAAGAUGCCGCCGUCUUCAUUCUCGAAGCUGGAGCUAAACUUUCCAACGUGAUCAUCGGCGCCGACCAAGCCGAGGGUAUCCACUGCCGUGGAACCUGCACACUCACCAACGUCUGGUGGGAGGAUGUUUGCGAAGAUGCUGCUACGUUCUUGCAAACUGGUGCUAGCGACGUCUCAUACGUCAUCGGUGGUGGUGCCUUCCACGCUUCGGACAAGAUCUCGACUUUGGCAAGCUCUACCGUGCUUGCGGUAACUGCUCAAAGAGCUACGAGCGCCACGUUACCGUCGACAAUGUCGGUGUCGGUAUCAACACCAACUGGGGAGACACUGCCGUCCUCUCCAACAUCAAGACCAGCGGCAAGCCCGACGCUGAUGAUGUCUGCUGCACAUACAAGGGUGUCGCCAAGGGAAGCGAGCCUUCAGAAAUCGGAUGUGGCUCGAGCUACAGCGCAUGCCAGUACAAUGGAUCCGUCGGCUCCUGCUAAGCUUCUGAAACACGGUAUUAGAGAUAGUGUAUUUAGCCUGAUAUAUAUGAACUUGCGUCAUACUAUUCCCGCAGACAAUGUGAUGCCUGAACAAGACGAACUCAUCCUCAACUGUUGGGUGGCCGGUACUAGCCGCAAGCUCUUUUUUGAGGUUAGGUUGAACGCCAAUGCGCGCAUAUCCGAACUUGAAAAAGAGAUCUACAAGAGAGCCGAGAUUUUCUUAAAGUCAACCGGCCUGUUCGGGCUAUCCCUUCAGCGGGUUAGCGUAGAGUUUGAUAGCUUUCUGCGAGGAAAAUCCAACGAUUUUAACCCCGAGGAAUUCGCUCAAUCCGUAGAUUUGGUGGAUUCCGCCACUCUGCUUUCGACACAUUGGCAGUCUCAGCCACUAUUGACGACGUUGCAUGUUGUCUUGAAAACGACCACCAAGCCAUUCUGGGAAGAAGAGUCGUUCCAUGACUUGCAAGAACGUUUCCUGUGCAGCCCCAAACCUUUUCCCCGGAGUUCUUGGCACCAAGAAUCCCCGGCCAAGAAAUCAUUAGAAAAGUUUAAUGAGAUCCUUCGCCCAGAGAUUCAUAGAUUCCUCUCAAAGGUACAUUCAACUUGGAGCCAAGCACCUGAUAUCGACAAAGAAAAGACUCUGCUACUCGAUGAUGAUCUAAAACGACUCUUACCAAAACGAGAUGAAGCGCCGGAUCCCAAAGUGGCCGACUUUUUCCGAAACGGAUAUGAAAGAGUUUUGUGCAAUCCAUCUGGCUACGAGCGGACCAAACUACUUUUUGAAAUACUUUGUAAACACUGGGGUUACUAUUUUCGAGUGACGCCGGGUCCUAGCGGCAUUGGAGCCCCCGACAUACAAAACCUCGUCAAUACGCUACCACGCUCAUUGUCCUGGAACGGUGAUAUCUUUCAGGGUGAAACCGGCGGUUUACGGUACCCUAUCGCUAAUAAGAGUUCAAGAAAUGAAAGGAUCCUCGAAUCCGGGUUAAAGAAGCUAAUGACGGCGCGCGACCUCGUCUUUGUCGAAUUCCUCGACGUCUACAAGGAAGUGAAUGGCGGGGAGGUGGACGAACGCGCCAAGUUUGACUGGCUGCUCUUUCAAAUUCUUCCCAACGUACGUAUCAAUGGGAUGGACCCAUUCUCGGCACUCGUCGAAUUCUUUCUUGACGACGUGGAUUAUGAGAUGGUCGACCAUCUCGAUGCUAGCACACCGAUUUUCAAGGACCUGCCCAAUUUGAAUAGCAGAUACCCCAGGUUUCUAUACGUCUUGGACGAGGCUCAAGAUGCCGAUGGUCGAUACAUGGGUGCCUUUUCUGAUCCCGACGGCUAUUUUCCAGAGCCGGUCCUUUCUGCGCUUGCUCGCUUCCUGACCAACGGGAAUGGUAUCGGAACCAUCAUAGCUGGUAGUGAAAUCUCUGAAAAGACACUCAAGUAUACGAGACGACCCAAG
Messenger RNA from Acaulospora colombiana, 2349 nucleotides. NCBI's taxonomy places the organism in Eukaryota, Fungi, Glomeromycota, Glomeromycetes, Diversisporales, Acaulosporaceae. The record is from the annotation of a GenBank genome assembly.